UCCUUUUCCUUAUCUAGAUGCUGCUAUAACCAUGGCCAAGGCUGCUCUCUCCUUCUGGUCUAUUUAAAUUAGAAGUCCAGCUGUCUGAUACGUAUAGCUGAUUCAAGUAAAAUAACAUUUUCUUUCGCUAUGUCUAGCGUAGCAAUAAACAUAGCUCAAAACUCGAUUCCGAGAGAUCACAUGCCAAAUACAAAGAUAGAUAGCAAGUUAUAUGAGUGUGUGAAGAAGGACAACAUUGAAGAAUUUGAAAGCCGCAUCCAGCAACGUUCAACAAAGCAGCUUGUGACUCCCUGUGGGAACUCAUUACUUCAUGUAGCUGUAAGCUAUGGAAGUGACAAUAUUACAUCUUAUCUGGCUCGAACGUUUCCUUCUCUAAUCACCAUCCAAAACAGCCAGAAGGACACAAUCCUUCAUCUUGCUGCCAGAGAAGGAAAGGCCAGUCAUACAAUUAAAUCUCUUGUGGAAUUGAAUCCGAGCUUGAUCAGGAAGAAAAAUACAAAGGGAAACACUCCUUUGCAUGAUGCAGUGAUCACCGAUAACAAAGAAGUUGCCAAACUCCUAGUGUCCAGCUAUCCAGAAGUGGCCUAUUACAACAACAAUAAUGGCAAGUCUCCUUUAUAUCUGGCAGUUGAGAACGGCAAUAAGAAAAAGAUACUUGAUGAUCUCUUGAAAACGGAAGUUUCGUUCCCUAUAAAAAGUGAAGAUGGUGAUGCCGUACCAAAAGGAAAGUCCCCUGUUCAUGCUGCCAUCAAGCAACGUAACAGAGAUAUUUUGGAGAAAAUUGAAAAGGAAAAGCCAGAGCUAUUACGUCUCACCGAGGAAGAGUUGGGAAAUUCACUGCAUUAUGCAUCAUCCAUAGGUUUUCUGGAAGGAGUUCGAUUCCUAUUAAAGAAGUUUCACGAUGGUGCUUAUGAAACAAACCUUGAAGGCAACUAUCCUAUCCAUCUAGCAUGCAAAAGUCAGUCUGUUGAUAUAGUGAAGGAAUUUCUUGAUAUGUUCCCAUAUCCAAAAGAAUUCCUCAAUAAGAAAGGGCAGAACAUUCUUCAUGUAGCGGCCAAAUAUGGAAAUGGCAAUGUGGUUAGGUAUAUACUCAAACAGGACCGGAAGCCCGACGCACCGCUGCUAAAUGCGAUAGAUGAGGAUGGAAAUACACCUUUGCAUUUGGCAGCAAGGUAUGGCCAUUGCAUGGCUACAUUUCUUCUUGUGAGUGACAAUCGCGUUGAACGUUUCAUUGUUAACAAUAGCAAUUGGACACCAUAUGAGUUGGCUGAAGAAUUUUCCGAAAGAACUGAAGAGAUAUACAUAAAAACAGAUGAAAUGCGUGCCAAGGAACGAAGGCAGUUUGAUUCAAAGAACACUACCCCUGCGCCCGAGAUCAAGGUAUUUACGUUUAUGAUUAUGAUAAGAGUUGCAUGGUUUUUGUUUUGGUUGAUCACAUACAUGUAUGAAGUGGAAGUUCAAAAUCUUGCUUAUGUGCAGGGGAUGAUAAGCAAGGCAGAACGCCUCCGUCUAGAGGUAAAGGAGAAAAGAGAGAGGGAGAUGAGAAACCAGAUUAUCAACAAAGCUGAAGAGUAUAUACGGGCUUUAUAUGAGAAAAGGCAGCAGAAUUGUGAAACUAACAAAGCUCAGAACAGAGAAAGAGAGGGUAAAAUUUAUGUUAAACAUAUGGAUGUGCUUUCUGUUGUGCAUUCUGGACCGAAAGCAAACACAAAUAAAACACAAACAACAGAUUUACGUGGUUCCCCAAAAUCGGGUACGUCCAUGGAGGCAGCAGAUUGUAUAUUAUUGGAGGAAUGA
This is a messenger RNA of Populus euphratica (Euphrates poplar), 1797 nucleotides long. RefSeq names its product ankyrin-3-like. Bases 130 to 1797 code for a protein of 555 amino acids. Gene Ontology annotation, molecular function: protein binding. Lineage: Eukaryota; Viridiplantae; Streptophyta; Magnoliopsida; Malpighiales; Salicaceae. The record is from RefSeq and is a predicted model, not a curated record. The transcript has 6 exons.